UAUUAUAUAUUAAUAAUUAUCAGUAUCUUAUCGCAGACAUAUUUAUAGUAAAUCCAUUGUACUUAGAACUUGUGAUAUUUAUAACAUUUUCAAUAUUUUUUUUUUUGUUGUCAUUCGAUUGAAAAUAGGUUUCUGCCUUCUGGUAUAGUAUAUUAUUUAUAUUUUAUUAUUACAUUUCAUUAGUCUGUGUCUUGUUAUCGUCGCGUUCGCACGUUAUUGUGUUAUACACAAACACAAUUUUGAAUAUAAUUCAAUAUAAUUUUAUUAUUUUGUAAGUAAUUUAAAAAUUCAAAUAAACAAAUAUGACUGUUCGUCCAACACAUAGUGGAUGGGAUGUUAAUUAUAUAUGGCACAAAGAAGAAGCAAAAGGUAAACAAUUAGCAAAAUAUUUACUUUGUUCAAAAAUAUUGUCCAAUACGAGUAAAUCACGUUUAUUGAUGCACCGUAAUACUUGCAAUACUUCAAAAUUAUUCAAAAUAGUUACAACAGGAAUUAAAAAAUCUACUCAUUCUACUGCUACUAAAAUUAUCCGUAAUGAAGAACCGCCAGUAUUAAAAAUAAUGGGUAGAGCAUCUUUUCCUAUCUUACCAGUAGCGUCAAGUUCAACAUCUGAAACUCAAACUCAAGGUAAACGUAAACAUAUAAAUAUAUUUGAAUCGGAUUCAGAACCAGAUGAUCCAUUUAAUAAUGCAAAUUCAUCUACUACUAUGCCUAAUUUAAGUUUAAAUACAUCCACUGUAUGCUUAUCGAUUCCAUUAGAAGCUGACAAUGAUGUUCAACUCGCAAGUUUUUCACGUGAAAAACAAUUAGAAAUGUCUAAUUCUAAUGAUACUAUCAUACUUACUCCUGAAAGUUUUACCUCAAAAAAUUCUGAUACAUUCGUUACACUAAAAAAUAAAAAUAAACAGCAGGAUACUAUUCAACGUUACCAUGAUAAAAUAACAAAUGCUGAAAUUGAUUUAGUUAAUUUUAAAUUGGGAAAAUUGUUUUUUGGAUGCAAUAUUCCAUUUUCUGUAGUCGAAUCGGUACAUUUUAAAGAUUUUUGCCAAUCAUUAAGACUCGCAUAUAAUCCACCAUCACGAACUACCCUAUCAACUCGCGUUUAAAUAAAGUACACGAUAGUUUUUGUGCAGCUAUAAAGUUUCAUUCAAAUUCAGCUCUUCUAAUAAAUAGUUGGAAAAAUGAGGCAGCUAAUAUAAAAAAAUGUUGCUUGUUUACUGCAUAGUUCUAAUGGCGAAGCACUUUUCUUAGAGUCUUUUGAUUUAACCGGUAUUAAAGAAACUGCAAUAGGAAUUUCUAAUAUAGUGUACAAAAGUAUAUCUUUAGCUUUAGAAAAACACAGCACUUAUAUUUACACAGUAAUUAGUGAUAAUGCGGCAAAUAUGAUAAAAAUUAGUAAACUUUAUGAGUAUAAAAUUUAAUAGGAAAAGACUUAUUUUUUAUGUAUACAAAUAGUCCAUACUAUUAACUUGGCAACUGAAAAUUUUACUUAAGAAUAUGAAUAUAAAAAUAUAUUAUAUUGAUAUAUUCUGUCUGUAGCAAUAUUUUUUAUUAUUUUCUUUUUAUACGUUUUAUACGUGGGGUAUUAUACGUGUAACGUAUUAAACGUUUUAUACGCGUAUAUUAUCAACCCUGAUAAAUACUGACCAUUAUUAUUAUUUCAAAAUAAUAUUUAUCUCUAUCGUUUUUAUAAGUUUAUAACAAAUUUUUAACCUUGAUUCAUGAAAAAUAUUCACCAAAGCGCUUGAUUUUCGAUAAACCAUCAAAAUAUGCACUAAAAGCUUAAAAUAUGCUCUUAUAAUAAAAAAUAUGUCCCUUAAACCAAAUAAUGUCCAAAUAUGCAAAAAUAUGCACAAAAAACUUUGAGUAUUUCAUCAUAAACGUUAUGAAAUGUAUUUUGUUCUUACCAAGCAUACGAUAAAGUUAACCAAAAAAAAUAUGCAAAUGCAUUUCUAAACAAAACCAGUACAUCAACAACUACAGACUUAGAUGAAUCUAAUGCCAAAAUGGAUUUAAAUGAAGGAACUUUAUCCAAUAAAAUUUCAAAAUACAAUGAAGAAUUGACAAAAGAAGUUGAAACUAAGUCUAAUCUUGAAACUUCUCCGCCAAAAAAUACUUUUGAAAAUAAAGA
Sipha flava (yellow sugarcane aphid) is the source of this 2131-nucleotide messenger RNA. RefSeq lists its product as uncharacterized. Lineage: Eukaryota; Metazoa; Arthropoda; Insecta; Hemiptera; Aphididae. The record is from RefSeq and is a predicted model, not a curated record. Bases 303 to 1106 code for a protein of 267 amino acids. The transcript is spliced from 2 exons.